Carica papaya (papaya) is the source of this 2755-nucleotide messenger RNA. Its product is annotated as U-box domain-containing protein 35-like. Gene Ontology annotation, molecular function: ATP binding; protein kinase activity. Gene Ontology annotation, biological process: protein phosphorylation. NCBI's taxonomy places the organism in Eukaryota, Viridiplantae, Streptophyta, Magnoliopsida, Brassicales, Caricaceae. The record is from RefSeq and is a predicted model, not a curated record.
AAAAUAAAGAGAAUUAAUAAGAUAAGCCAAAAUGAUUUGGGUGGAUACCAAAAUUUCUGUUGGUAAAAAUGGAGCUGGUAUGAUGGUGAUGAGGAGUCCAAAUUUAGUAAAAAAGACAGAGAAGCUAAGUAUAAACUCUUUUUCACAAAUGUUAUGUUAUUUACUUUUUUUCUUUUUUGGAAAUCGACAAACAUAGCAUUUGAGGGAAGAAGGUAAGUUAUUGUAAGAUCGAAGACGAUGAUGGUGCUGAAAAGAUCGACUUCAGUGACUGAUGAAAACCCUAAGAUCACAGCCAUUGCGAUUGGCAGAGGCAGGAGCACUCAGUUUGCCGUCAAAUGGGCAGUCGAAAACCUUUUACCCCAUAACAUUUCUCAUCAAUGCAUUCUCCUUCACGUUCAGAGCUAUAGUUUGCAUCCCCAAGAUGGUGAUGAUGUCCCUCGUUCGCCGACAGAAGAGGAAACCCAAGAAUUGUUCCUUCCUUACCAAGAAUGUUUUGCUCAAAAAGGGAUUAUGACUAAGGAAGUAAUCCUCCAAGGAGCUGAUAUCCCAAGUGCCGUUGUUGAUUAUGUCAAUCACAACUCCAUUGGCAACAUUGUUGUUGGUGCUUCCACAAGGACUACUUUCAUAUGGAAGCAAAAACAUUCUUCAGAUGUGGCAACUUGUUUACUCAAGACUGUACCAGAGAGUUGUGCAGUGUAUGUUAUAUCUAAAGGAAGACUCAGAAGUGUCAGAUUUGCAUGUCAACCGCUGUCAGUGUCUAUCGAUACAGCAGUACUCAAGCAAAAAUCUCUAAGGCCAACAGUGUCUAAGAUUGGAUAUGAUUUCUCCGAUCCUCAUCAAGAAAUAGCCAGCAAAAUACGUUCUGCACCAACUAGUGAAUCUUUUCGAGGUAUCCCGAGUGAAAAGAUCAAAUCUAGUGACAAACCCAAAUCACCAAGAUUAACAAGAGAGACUUCUAGGUUAGGAUCUGUCAGAAGACAUUCUCUAUCUGACCCAAAUGAAAUUUCAGACACACGGAAUCUCCUCUCAGAUCAGGGUAAUGAUAAAAGCUUUAGUCACCCCAACAAUGCAUCUCGAAACUCACAAGGAUCAUUUUCUUCCGAGUCAUCAAGAGCUUGUGAUGAUAGGAUGAAAGCGUUAAGGCUUGAGUUACAACAUUCCAUGAAUAUGUAUAAUUCAGUUUGCGAAGAGGCGAAAGCAGCAAAAGAGAAGGCGGAUCAACUACAGAAAUGGAGAGUAGCAGAUGUGCAAAAAUUAGAGGAAGCCAAGCUUGCUGAAGAGGCUGCAUUGGCGUUGGCAGAGAUGGAAAGGCAGAAAACAAAAGCAGCCAUUGAAGCAGCGGAGAUUGCUCAACAUCUGGUGGAAAUGGAAAUGGAAAAGAGAAAAUAUGCAGAAAUGAGAGCAGAGUAUGAAGCAGAAGAGAGGAAAAGAGCAACAGUUAUGUUGGGUCAUAAUCCAGUCCAGUAUAGAAAAUACACGAUUGAUGAAAUUGAAACUGCAACAAAUUACUUUUCAGGGUCACAGAAGAUUGGUGAAGGAGGAUAUGGACCUGUUUACAGAGCAAUGCUUCAUCACACUGAAGUUGCCAUAAAAAUUGUACGGCCAGACAUGUCACAGGCACAAAAACAAUUCAAACAAGAGAUUGAAGUUCUAAGCUGCAUGAGACAUCCCAACAUGGUUCUCCUCCUUGGAGCCUGCCCUGACUAUGGAUGCCUUGUAUACGAAUACAUGGAAAAUGGUAGCCUAGAAGAUCGAUUAUUCAGAAAAGAUAACACAACUCCAAUUCCAUGGAAAACCCGUUUCAAAAUAGCUGCUGAAAUCACCACUGCACUUGUUUAUCUUCACCAGACAAGGCCAGAGCCAUUAGUACAUCGUGACCUGAAGCCGGCAAACAUUCUGCUAGACGGAAACUAUGUGGGAAAAAUCAGUGAUGUGGGUCUGGCUAAGUUGGUUCCAGGAUCUAUCACGGAUAGUAGUGUUGGUCAAUAUUGCUCCACAGCAGCAGCUGGUACGUUUUGUUAUAUCGAUCCUGAAUAUCAACAAACAGGAAUGCUCAGUGUGAAAUCAGAUGUGUAUUCGUUAGGUGUAGUGCUUUUACAAAUGAUCACAGCAAGGGAUCCAAUGGGUCUAUCCCAUCAAGUAGAGAACGCAAUUGAGGAGGGUUCAUUUGCAGACAUUCUUGAUCCAGCCAUACUAGAUUGGCCCUUAGAAGACACUUUACGUUUAGCAGAAAUUGCAUUGAAGUGUUGUGAGCUGAGGAAGAAGGACAGACCAGAUCUUGCUUCUGUUGUUUUACCAGAACUCACUCGACUCCGAGAUAUUGGCCUUGACAAUGGACCUAGAAACGCAGAUGAUCACCAAAACAUUCAAUAUCUUCUACGGCCUCCACGCUCCCAAGAAACUCGUCUAGGUCAGAUUUUCAAUCCGGAAAGCCCCUUGGAGAGCAUGAAAUCCACGGCAGAAACACCCAGCCUGAGGGCAGCUUCAGGAAAAACCAGCAGCUAUCGUCCUCCUACCAGGAAAUUACAGCUUGCCAAAGCAAACAUGAAGUACCAUCUGGAAGGCUGUUGGUCUUUCAUGAGCUGUUCCACACCUUACGAAGAUUUGAAGAAGAUAAAGUCAUUCUCCUAACUCUUUGUUUCUUCUCCUGCAUCGAGGAAAUCCACCCAUUUGCCAUUUUCCCAAGUUAUUUUUUCCUUUUCUAUGUAACUGGAGAAUCAACAUUUAUUUAUCAACAAAUUUUAUACCUAGACUC